AAGAUAAAGCUUAGAUUAUGUAAAAAGUUUGAGAGAGAGAAAAAAAAAGCAUGCAUAUUUUAUCGCUCACACAAAAGUCACGUGAUCUAAAACUAUCGUCUGCAACAAGUUAAAGAAAAAAAAUAUAAGCACGCAACUCAAAAAUCACUGGCAUCAACAAGUGUUUAUUGGAAAAUAUUACCCAAAUAUCUGCGGUGGGCUCCAUCAAAAUUCGGAGAGAAAAUGUUUGGAAUAAUUUCCUUGAUUUUAAUGGAUAUCUUCAUAUUCACCUUGGGAGAAGAGAGCGCUUAUCGUUGUGCCGUGACGAUAUGUAACCGUGGUAAAGAAGACUUGUCGCCUCUCCAUUGUCAGAGCGGAUCUAUGCUGAUCACCGAGGUCAAUAGUGCAGAUACAGGGGAGCCGAAUGCCCUUGCCUUUCAGAACAUGCGGCGCAUGUGUAUGGGAAAACCGGAUUGUCCAACUGAAAAGUUCUGUGAACAGAAUGGAGUCAGUUUACACGUGGUUUACCAUUGUAUAGAAGAUACCACUAUAACCUGCGAAGAGAGUCAGGAAAUAAUCAACACAACACAAGGGGUGGUCAAAAACCUGGCCUACCCCUCCACCGACAAAUCCACGUGUUCUGUGAGGGUAAAAGUCCCCGAAGACUCGUACAUUAACGUCAUCAUUCACGACAUGGAGCGACUGGCUUCCGGGCCGGACUGUGACGGAGGAUUAUCUCUGCGCACGACCCGGAAGUGUAAUUUUGACGAAACUUUUCCGCGUAAAACGCUGUGCACCUUUAGCGGAAAUGUUACGGUGAUUCAGGCCUGUGGUGACGUAGACAUAAGUAUGACGUCAAGCAAGGAGGGCUUCCGGUUCUACAUCUCAUUCAUAGUAACUCCAAAAGGUGAAAUACCACGUGACAACUACCUGGACCCGAUAUCCAAUCAGUGUCCUCCAGGCGCUUCUAUCGACAAAAACGUCGACAGUUUUCCCAUCGACUCGUACCCCGACUCGGCACACGGCAACGAUCAGAGAAAGAACGAAACCAAAACUCUGGUCACCAUCCUGAAUGGAGAUUCCGUGUCAUCCGUGGACUAUACCGAGAGGGCUGUGUUUUACGUGGCGUUGAUUGUGGCUGCCCUGAGUUUAACUGGACUGAUUGUAGUCACCGCCAUCUGUAUCAGAAGACAACACCAGCUGAAGUACGGUGGUAGCAUCGACAUCGCUUCAUUAAUCAGCGGACGUUCUGCUUCUCUGGAUGUAGGAGCACUCCGAUCACUUCCUCUGAUGUCAUCAUCUACGUCAUCAGGACAACAAAGUAACCCUGGAAACAGUCACGCUCGACUUGAGGAAGGUUACAGUGUCGUGGCUGAUGAGAUUCCGUACACAGAGCCCACGGACGAAUUGAGGUCCCCGGCUUAUGCAGAGGUAGAAGAUAACAUCAUAUCCGGGAACGCGACGGUUUCAUCUGAGAGGGGCUCCGAAAGAUUUCCGUUUGGUUUACCAGGAACAAACCUCUUAACUACAGAAAGGAAGUCGGUAGAGAAUGUUUAUUCGGACUUAUCGGACAAGAACGUGUACCAUGAAAUUUCAGACGAUUUGAUAAGAGCAGAAAAUGUAUAUGUUCCAAGUCAAAUUCCUCCUAUGACCUUGUCCAUAUUUACUGGAAAAAGAAAUGUAAAUAAAAGCAAGAACAAGAGUUUACAGUCGAUAGGGAAGCGAGAUUCAGAGGAGACAUACAUUUUGUGUCAAACACCAGAGAAAGACAGAUCACCCUCUCCUGAUUCUAGAAAAUACGAUUCAGAUGGAAGUCUGAUCUCUUUAGAAAAUGACACAUAUGAUAUUUAUCAAUCUGUAGAUGUGUAAUGAGAGAGA
This is a messenger RNA of Saccostrea cuccullata (small rock oyster), 1857 nucleotides long. RefSeq lists its product as uncharacterized. The coding region runs from base 223 to 1848 and encodes 541 amino acids. The record is from RefSeq and is a predicted model, not a curated record. NCBI's taxonomy places the organism in Eukaryota, Metazoa, Mollusca, Bivalvia, Ostreida, Ostreidae. The transcript has 8 exons.